Anopheles coluzzii is the source of this 1777-nucleotide messenger RNA. RefSeq lists its product as uncharacterized. Lineage: Eukaryota; Metazoa; Arthropoda; Insecta; Diptera; Culicidae. The transcript has 5 exons. Bases 219 to 1127 code for a protein of 302 amino acids. The record is from RefSeq and is a predicted model, not a curated record.
AAUGAGUCUUUUAGACGGGCGGUGAAGUUCGUACAGAAAAGAGCUCAGUGGUGCAUAGCAGUGAGUUGUAUUGUGGUGUUAAGAAACAUUGUUGUACCUUGCAAAUUUUCAAUAAACUUAAGGUUUGUUCUUGAUGGAACAUUUAAUUACUUAUGUUUGCGAUAUAUCUGUUAGUGAUCUGUUACCAUAGCUGUACAUAAGGUGUUUUCGAAAUAAAGAUGAAUCAUAAAGUUGGAGCCAACAUGCUUCUCUUGGGGCUAGUAUUGAGUAAUCUAGUGAUAUAUACCUGGGCAUAUCCGCAACAGUAUCAACAGCACCAGUUACACACAGUGGAGCAGAGAAAGUUUGCGGAAAAACCAAACGCCAUUAAGAAAGUGGCACUCGACGACCUCGAUGAGAUACAGACUAACCAGAUACAAGAAGGCGGUUUUUCGUGGUCCAACAUGCUUGGACUAUUGAUGCAAAUGAUUUUCAACGGCGGCGGAGGAGGCGGCGGAAACGUGCCAACAAAAUCUGACGAUAUUGAUAAUGGUGUGUCAACCUUUGGUCAAUCACCAUGGGCAAACGUGAUUUCGGUUGGGUUGAAGAUCAUCACUACCCUUCUAGGAGGAGGUGGUGCAGGGGAUGGUAUUGAUAAGGUUGAUAAUGGAGGAUCACCGAUGCAGAACGUUUUAGCUGCCGUAUUCACAGCCAUGUUUGGCGCCAAAGAUCCGGACCAAGUAAAUACGAUGGCAAAACAGGCUGGAGAGUUCAUUAAUAUCGUCGUAAAUUUGCUGGAUGCACUUAAGACGUCAUUUUCGCAUCGUUCACUGACUGCACGUAGUAUGGGAAAGAAGGAUGUGAUCAGUGAUGCUACUGUUGCUAGUAUAAGCAUGAUGAAAGGAUACGUACGCAGCACGCGAAAUGCAGAUGAUCGUUGCAUGCAGAAAUUUCUCUGUGAAGCUAACACUGACUGCAUGAGCGCAAUUGGAGGAUCCAGCAUUUUUUGUCAACUAGGAUCAUAUGCUACGAGCUACAUCCUAGAGCGACAGACAGGUAAAUCGUUCGAAAACUUUUAUGAAGCUGGUAGGAAUGGCCGUUCCGGAUUCGAUUGCCGACAGCUAUACCUUGAAUGUAAUGAAGUGUAAAUCAAAGCGAUUAAUUAGAGAAAACAAGAAAAAAAUGGCAAUUUGCUAGGCGAAUGAGAAAAAUUCAACACUUGUUUUUGAUCCACAUUUAUACAAAGACAAUACUACAACUGUCCAGGAUCGAUGGUAAAAAUGGCAAAACAUAAUUUUAUGAUUCCUGCCGUCAAAAUCGAUAAGCCAACAUGUAGCUUUUAAAUUUAUUUUAUAUGUAGAGGUAAAGAAAAGUUUUCGUGUCCGUUCUAUUUAUACUUAUUUAUAAACAUCCUUUAUUUAUUUGGCUAUAGUUCUGUAGUUUUCUGAGCAACUAACUAAUAUGUUCAAAUUCAUCAUGCCGAGCAGUAAAGUGAGAAUUUCAACAUAGUGCAUGUUUAUCUAUAUAAAUCAAUCACUUAUCCAAGCAAUUCUCACGAGUGAUAAACUAAGCUAAAAAUAAAAUAGUUGAUUAUUGCAUACAAAUUCUCCAUCUGUGUGCCGCUCACAAUAAAAAGACACAUCUUUUACCAAUUUAAAUUUAUGAGAUGUACCAUGUAAAACUACAAACGAGCCUUUCACAUACAUAAAAUCACGACACAACUACCUAUCCCUGUGAUAGUUACUAAAGUGAACACUAUUUAUUGCAAAAUAAAAACAAAAUAAUAGACCAGGAACAA